Molecule: messenger RNA, 441 nt
Organism: Rhopalosiphum padi (bird cherry-oat aphid)
Lineage: Eukaryota; Metazoa; Arthropoda; Insecta; Hemiptera; Aphididae
Gene: Nop10
Product: H/ACA ribonucleoprotein complex subunit 3
Exons: 3
Coding region: 142-336 (64 amino acids)
Biological process (GO): ribosome biogenesis; positive regulation of telomerase RNA localization to Cajal body; rRNA pseudouridine synthesis
Cellular component (GO): box H/ACA snoRNP complex; box H/ACA telomerase RNP complex
Molecular function (GO): box H/ACA snoRNA binding; telomerase RNA binding
Source: RefSeq, a predicted model, not a curated record
UCAAUUUUCAACUACUACUACACUAUCCAGUAUCCACGUGCUUGAUAACGUAACAAGUGAACUUAGUGAACAAACAGUGAAUAACACAAAUUUCAAUAAUCCUUUUAGUGAUUUUAUUAAAUCGAAACUAAAAUCUUCAAAAUGCUUUUGAGAUACUAUCGCAGUGAAGAAGGUACUCGGGUUUAUACUUUAAAGAAUAUGGAUCCUGCUGGCAACCAAACUUUGAGCGCUCAUCCAGCUCGAUUUACACCAACUGAUCAACAUUCUAAAGAACGGAUUCGUAUUAAAGAAAGAUUUGGACUUCUGCCAACACAAAAAAAAGCACCUAUUUACUAAAAUCAAACAUCGACACUGAAGAAAAAAGUAAAAAAAGAAAUGAACUGAAAACCCAAUUUGUCAACUUUUAUUCAAUAAAAUAAAUCAUUUUUUUAUCAUAUAACA